Molecule: messenger RNA, 1988 nt
Organism: Megalops cyprinoides (Indo-Pacific tarpon)
Lineage: Eukaryota; Metazoa; Chordata; Actinopteri; Elopiformes; Megalopidae
Gene: pepd
Product: peptidase D
Exons: 15
Coding region: 78-1571 (497 amino acids)
Molecular function (GO): manganese ion binding; metalloaminopeptidase activity
Source: RefSeq, a predicted model, not a curated record
GAGAGAGAGAGAGAGAGAGAGAGAAAGAGAGAGAGAGACCUGGCGUCACAUGACAGGACAGGCUGAGAAACUACGGCAUGGCUUCAAGUAGCGGACCUGUGUACUGGCUGGGGAAUGACACCCUGAGAGUGUCUGCAGCUUUGUUCGCAGAGAACCGCCAUCGCCUCUGCCAGGGCCUUAAGAUAAAGGAGGGUGUGGUCCCCAAAUCUGUGGUGGUCCUGCAGGGUGGAGAGCAGAAGCAGAGAUACUGCACCGACACGGAUAUUCUUUUUCGCCAGGAGUCUUUCUUCCAUUGGACUUUUGGUGUGACUGAGGCUGACUGCUAUGGAGCCAUUGAUGUUGAUACGGGCAAAGCUGUCCUGUUUGUCCCAAAGCUGCCAGAGAGCUACGCAACAUGGAUGGGACAGAUCCACCCCCGGGAGCACUUCAAGGCGAAGUACGCAGUUGAUGAUGUUCAGUACACCUGUGAUAUAGCUGAGGUUUUGUCCAAAAUGAAGCCAGCUGUUCUGCUAACACUGCGUGGACAGAACACAGAUAGUGGGAGUACAUGCCGGGAGGCCUCGUUUGAAGGAAUCAGCCGGUUUGAAGUGAAUAAUGUUCACCUACACCCUGUAAUAGUUGAGUGCCGCCUGAUUAAGACUGAUAUGGAGCUAGAAGUCCUGCGCUACACCAACCGUAUUUCCAGUCAAGCCCAUAAAGAGGUAAUGAAGCACGUGAGACCUGGGCAGAAAGAAUACGAAAUGGAAAGUCUGUUCCAGCACUACUGCUAUGCUCGUGGUGGCAUGCGUCACAUGUCCUACACCUGCAUCUGUGGAAGUGGCAACAAUUCUUCAGUCCUCCACUAUGGUCAUGCAGGAGCCCCCAACGACAAGACUAUCGAGGACGGAGAGAUGUGUCUGUUCGAUAUGGGCGGAGAGUAUUACUGCUACAGUUCUGACAUCACGUGCUCCUACCCAGCCAAUGGCAAAUUCACGAAUGACCAGAAGGCCAUCUAUGAGGCUGUGCUGAAAUCCUCCCGUGCAGUCAUGGCUGCUAUCAAGCCAGGGGUUCUGUGGCCAGACAUGCACCGACUGGCUGACCGCAUCCACCUGGAGGAGCUGGUGAAAAUUGGAAUCCUGCACGGAAACGUGGACGACAUGCUCAGGGCCCACAUGGGCGCUGUCUUCAUGCCUCAUGGCCUGGGGCAUCUGCUGGGUAUUGAUGUGCAUGAUGUGGGCGGCUACCCAGAGGGUGUUGAGCGGAUCGAUGAGCCUGGCCUGAGGAGCCUCCGAAUGGGCCGUGUGGUACAGGAACGCAUGGUUCUGACCGUGGAGCCGGGGAUCUACUUCAUCAACCACCUUCUAGAUCAGGCCCUGGCCUCCCCUGCCCAGCGCUGCUUCAUCAACAAUGAUGUCUUGGCCCGCUUCCGCAGCUUUGGGGGGGUGCGCAUUGAGGAUGACAUUGCCGUGACAGCCAAUGGCACUGAGCUGCUCACCUGCGUUCCCCGCACCGUGGAGGAGAUUGAGGAGUUCAUGGCCCAAGUCCAGGGCAGCUCCAAGUCCUUCAGCCCUGCUGUCAGCCAGAGCUUCUGAGAACCCUCUGAACAGCAGCUUCCUCUUUCCUCUACAUCAGCAACAAUUUCUACAAACUUCACACUGUGAUCGAAGUAGCUGUCUUUGUGAUAACAAUCAUAGGUAUAAAGCGCUGGAAUGAAGACACCAAUAAAAGAUGUGUCACCUUAAUAAGCAAUUAAGGAAAAAUACUGUUCAGAUUAAUUGGAGAUUAUCUGUGUAACAGGUUAUGAAAAAUACUACUUUAAUUCCUAUGAACACAGACAUUAUUGGCUCUAUAAUCCAAUCUGCCAUUCUUGAAAAUAUCAUUUUAGAUGAACAACAGUGGACAUAUUUACUCAGUGGCUAUAGUCCAUUAAAAUCAGUAUUAAAUGAUUUUUCUGAUAUUCAAGUGCCUAGCACAUUGCUUUACGUGGCUAAUCUUAUACACAUGAUUUG